GAAGUGGCCGCAGUCGCCAUGGCAGCCGCCUGCGGGAGGCUGCUGCCGCGCAGGGCCGCCCCGGGGGUCGUGGGCCUCGCCGCCGCCCGACCCGACAGGUUUUUUUCUUCCUCGGGCUAUCGAAUUAGCAGCGAUGGAAAGCCAGCAAAAUUCCAGCCGCCUCCAAAGCCCGUCAUUAUUGCCAAGCAGAAGCAGAGAGAGGAGAGGAGGUUCUUGAGCCCUGAAUUUAUACCUCCCAGAGGAAGAAAAGACCCUUUAAAAUUUUUUAUAGAAAGAAAGGAUAUGAUACAGAGACGGAAAGUCUUCAACAUCCCAGAGUUCUAUGUUGGCAGCAUUCUGGCUGUUACCACUGCAGAUCCCUUUGCCAAUGACAAAAUCAAUCGCUUCGUGGGCAUCUGCAUCCAAAGAGGAGGGAAGGGGCUUGGUGCUACCUUUGUCCUUCGGAACGUCAUAGAAGACCAAGGUAUUGAAAUAUGUUAUGAGCUGUAUAAUCCUCGAAUCCAGGCAAUUGAGGUUCUGAAGCUGGAAAAGAGACUGGAUGAGAACCUGAUGUACCUCCGAGAUGCCCUCCCAGAGUACAGCACUGUGGAUGUGAACAUGAAACCUGUGGCUCGUUUAGAGCAUGAGGAAAUUCCUGUCAACACGCUGCAGGUACGAAUGAAACCUAAACCAUGGUCAAAACGGUGGGAAAGGCCCAAAUAUAAUAUCAAAGGAAUAAAAUUUGAGCUACCUGAAGAAAAGAUGAGAAAAGCACAGAAGUGGAGCCAGCCUUGGCUAGAGUUUGAUAUGCUGCGAGAAUAUGAUACUUCAAAAAUAGAGGAGAAAAUUUGGAAAGAAGUGAAUGAAGAACUUAAAAAAUAAAGGGCUUUGGAGUUGAGAGAUUACUGAGAAAAUAACUUAACUUUGAAUUUACUGUGUGGAGCAUCUUACCAAGUUUUGUAUGUAUAUAUAUAUAACCAAAAUACCCAAUAAAGUUAACCUCUCCAGAAAAUGUCAAAAUGCACAAA
Calypte anna (Anna's hummingbird) is the source of this 1007-nucleotide messenger RNA. It is a transcript of the gene MRPL19, whose product is annotated as mitochondrial ribosomal protein L19. Gene Ontology annotation, cellular component: ribosome; mitochondrial large ribosomal subunit. Gene Ontology annotation, biological process: translation. The record is from RefSeq and is a predicted model, not a curated record. Bases 19 to 861 code for a protein of 280 amino acids. Gene Ontology annotation, molecular function: structural constituent of ribosome. The transcript is spliced from 6 exons. NCBI's taxonomy places the organism in Eukaryota, Metazoa, Chordata, Aves, Apodiformes, Trochilidae.